CGCAGAACCGCCUGUGUCUAAGCGUUAUCCGCAGUAUAGACAGACGUCGUUAUUCGCAGCUAGUCACGUCGUCCGUCCGUCUUCGUCGUUCACCACAACAAACAAUUUAUCGGGCGAUUGCAUCAUAGAUCGUUGGCAAACCCGAAGCGACCCGAACCGACUGAGUUGAUGCGGUGCAGUUGAGGCUCUCCGGCGACAUGGACAACAUGAUCCUCAACGGCGCUGUGCUCCCGUCGCUCUCGGCCAUGAGUUUCGGGCCUCAGUCCUUCGCCAGCGAGGCCAACUCCUUCGUGGUCCUGGAACGCGAGACUGCCGAGGGGACGCAGCCAGGGCAGGCCGCGCAGCCACCGCAGCCCCUGUCUGGAGCUAGCCUCAACGGCAACCUUGUGGAUGCACCAGUGUCCAACCAUUUCGGUGCCCCUUCAUACUUACCCAAUGGCGUGCGAGAGCCUCAGUCCUUCUCGUCUCAGCUUUCGGACGGGUCACCCAGCUUGCCUGGCAACGUUCAGCAGAGAAUGGAUUCCCUCAUUCAGGAAAACAUACAUCUCCAAGUCACUGUGGAUCAAACAAAUUUGUCUUUGCGCCAAAUGAUGGCCACUCUUUCACAGUGGAGAGUUGAUGUAGAGAAGGUGCGACAGGAGCAUAAGGAAAAGUUUCAAGAAACUCGUGCCCUCGUUAUGAAUUUGAAAAAGGAGAAAUCAGAAAUGCGAGCUUUCAUUGAAGAACUUCAAAGUAAAUUGGAGGAAUAUCAAACCAGAGAAGCAGCAUCUUCUUUUAUGACAGUGGAACCAACUGUAAGUGAAAUGGAAUUGAAGUCCACAGUAGCUGAUCUACAGUCCAAACUAAACAUAGUUGAUGCAGCAUAUCAAGCAGAACAAGAAAAAGCUAAAAACUAUGAAGAAGAAAUUGACCUAAUGAAAAAGGAGAUGAGUCUGAUGAAAGAUCAAAUCCAGCACUAUGAACACCUGCAAAAGGAUAUGGAAAAGAAAUCUGCUAAUAGUGAGGAGAUACAAAACUUGCGAGAAGAGAAUAAGCGGCUAAUUCUUAGCAUUGAAAAUCUGAAUUCUGUGGAGCGCCACUCACAAGAUUAUCAAGCUGCUCAAACCAAAGGAUUCACAAACAAACUCGACGAACUUACAGCCAAGUUGAUUAGAACUGAUGAGGAACUCCAGAGGGCUCGAGCUGAAAUUGACCGCUUCAAAUCAAAUGAGGGUACAUCAAAGGAGGAAGCCUUGACAAAUGCUCUAGCAACUGUGGACCGUCUGCGAUCUCGUAUUGAUGAAAUGACUGCCAACAUUGUGGAGUUGGAUCAGAAGUGUGAAAGGCAAACCCAGGAUAUAACUGCACUGCAGGAUGAAAAGAAUAGGCUCAAUGAAGCUGUUGGAAUUUUGCAAGCACAGGUUGAAGUUUAUCAAUCAGAUUUCAUAGCUGAGCGAGAUUGUAGAGAAGCUUUGGCGGGUGAGAAAGAGCAAUUAGCCGAGGAUUUGAGGCGGCUGCACCGUCACAACCAGGAAUUACGACAAAAUUUAGCAGACAGAGGUGAAAACACUUCUUCUGCUGCUGCUGGACCUGCUAAUAGGAAUGGGGCCCAAGCUGGAGCAUCUGCACCCCCUGUUACACAACAGCCUGCAGAAGAAGCACAACCUGCUAAUUCUAUGUACAGAUGUGUUAUUUGUAAUGUCUUGACAUUUAGGACACUUCAAGCACUGAAUGAACACAUUGAUCACUGUUUAGAAAAUGCUCCUGAAUCAUAAGUUUUAGAUAAUUUAUUUUUUUGUUGUGCCUCAAUGAAAAGUAUUUUACCUUGAUCAUCUUUCUCAUAUAAGUGCUUGUUCCUAAUUUAGUCUUAAUUUAGUUGCAUAAUCAUAAUCAUCUCUACAAGGGUAAAUAUAAAAGUGGCUGUGUAUUAUAAAGGUAGCUUACCUGGGAGCAAGCAGACUUGUGAUUUUUGGUUGACCAGUACUCUGAAGAUAGAAGUAUUUGAAGUUCAACCUGUUGCUUUAUUUUUGGUGUUUGUUUGUGCAUUGUGCCAUACUUAUUAGAUCAAGAUUCACUUGAAGAAUUUUCUUUAUUUUGAGCUUUUACCAGGAAACAAAAUUUCUUAUUAAUUUUGAUGUACACUAUUGUUCAAUAUGAAGCUUUAUGUGUAAUAAACUGUUUGCCUAGUAUAUUUUUUUAAAA
Thrips palmi is the source of this 2181-nucleotide messenger RNA. RefSeq names its product NF-kappa-B essential modulator (gene key). Gene Ontology annotation, biological process: regulation of canonical NF-kappaB signal transduction. Gene Ontology annotation, cellular component: nucleus; cytoplasm. The record is from RefSeq and is a predicted model, not a curated record. The transcript is spliced from 11 exons. Lineage: Eukaryota; Metazoa; Arthropoda; Insecta; Thysanoptera; Thripidae. Gene Ontology annotation, molecular function: K63-linked polyubiquitin modification-dependent protein binding. The coding region runs from base 198 to 1754 and encodes 518 amino acids.